Molecule: messenger RNA, 1192 nt
Organism: Meloidogyne enterolobii
Lineage: Eukaryota; Metazoa; Nematoda; Chromadorea; Rhabditida; Meloidogynidae
Source: the annotation of a GenBank genome assembly
CGCAGACAAUCUGCAUUAGCAUCUUUGUGGCCGAAUCACUAGGUUAAUUUUUUUUCCUUUCUAAAAGAAUUUCUAAGAUCCUAUGCAAAAUAAGAAAAGUUUUAUCGCGGAAUUCGACAUUGAAGCAACCACUCGGGAAAUUGGAAGGCUUAUUUGCUGUGAUCAGGAAAUUGCCUUUCUUCGAUAUGCCCCAGACAAUUCUGUACUUUUUGGAGGAUUGGAUGGAAGUUUAAUUGCUUGGGACUUGCUAAAAUGGAGAUCAUCAAUCGUUUGGGAAACAGAUAUUUUAGUGAAUGGAGUUUUGAUACCAGUAAUGAAUUCAAACUUUAUUUUUUGUUCAAUUUCCGAGGAGCAGUGGAAAAGAAAUAGUAAUUCAAACUGGGCUGACUUUCGAAUUGUAGGAAUGGAAGUUACUGAAAGUAUUGGAGCAGGCGUGCUAGCCAGAAUAUUUUCUUUAUAUGAAUCGGGACUGCUUCGAGUCUUGCAUAGCGUGGCAAAAAAUAAUGGAAAUGAGAAUAAAGAAGGCGAAGGAAAUGGAACGAUAGAAUUUGUGGUUGUUUCCUCUAUACAAUGUUUUAGGCAUAUUGAUGGGCAAAGAAACCAUUUGGAAGAGUUUGCCACUUCAUUGGCCAUAUAUGAAAGCAAUGAAGGAGCAGUCAGAAGAUCUGAAUGUUUUGUUGGAACAUCCAAGGGAAGAAUUAUUCGUCUUAAUCCAACAAAUAUUAAAACAAGCAAAUUCUUCUACAAUUGUAGUUCUCAAGUUUCCCAAGGAUAUGGAUCUGAAAUAACAAGUAUUAAAUUCCCGCAAGUAUCUUCAAAUAUUUUUGCGUGUACAACAAAUGAUCAAAAAAUUUUUAUUUUUAAUUAUAAUGAACCAGAACCGAUCAAGGUUAUUUCUUCGUCGAGGUCAACGUUAAGUAUAGGCCAGAGAUUAAUGUCAUCGACACUUUUUGAGUGGUCCCCAACGUAUUUUUUUAUAAUCUUUAAACUUAACCAUUUUCUAAGCAAUGAAAAUAUUUUUUACUCAAUUAAUUCUGGAGAGCAAAUAAUCAUCUGGAAAAGUGAUCUCCUCACUGAUGUAAUGGUGAAUGUUGGUCCAAUAGACUCUUACGACUUUUACCAACAAUACAGAAAUAGAAUACACUGUAGCACAACAUGGAAGAACAGUUCUGAAAAUGGCUUUAUGGUUUAA